This is a messenger RNA of Arvicanthis niloticus (Nile rat), 1555 nucleotides long. RefSeq names its product calpain small subunit 1 (gene Capns1). Gene Ontology annotation, cellular component: calpain complex. Gene Ontology annotation, molecular function: calcium ion binding. The record is from RefSeq and is a predicted model, not a curated record. Lineage: Eukaryota; Metazoa; Chordata; Mammalia; Rodentia; Muridae.
GGAAUGGAGGCUCUAGGACCGCGCGGACAGAGGCUGGGUGGCAGGCAGGGUCUAACCCGGAGUAGCUGCCUGAGUCACCGGCCCCGCCCUCCCGAACCGGACACAGCGGGAGGCCCGGCAGCAGGCGAGCAAGACCGCGGACCGCCGGAUCCGACUCAGCUGCAAUCAUGUUCUUGGUGAAUUCGUUCUUGAAGGGUGGCGGUGGCGGUGGGGGAGGCGGGGGUCUGGGCGGGGGCCUGGGGAAUGUGCUCGGAGGCCUGAUCAGCGGAGCUGCUGGCGGCGGCGGUGGCGGCGGCGGCGGCAUGGGACUGGGAGGAGGUGGCGGAGGCGGUGGAACUGCCAUGCGCAUCCUGGGUGGAGUCAUUAGCGCCAUCAGCGAGGCUGCUGCGCAGUACAACCCGGAGCCCCCGCCCCCACGUAGCCAUUACUCUAAUAUUGAGGCCAACGAGAGUGAGGAGGUCCGUCAGUUCAGGAAACUUUUUGUCCAGCUUGCUGGAGACGACAUGGAGGUCAGUGCCACAGAACUCAUGAAUAUCCUCAACAAGGUCGUGACCCGACACCCGGAUCUGAAAACUGAUGGUUUUGGCAUUGACACUUGUCGGAGCAUGGUGGCUGUUAUGGAUAGUGACACCACAGGCAAGCUGGGCUUUGAGGAGUUCAAGUACCUCUGGAACAACAUUAAAAAGUGGCAGGCUAUAUACAAACGCUUUGAUGCUGACCGGUCAGGGACCAUUGGUAGCCAUGAACUCCCAGGAGCCUUUGAGGCAGCAGGAUUUCACCUGAAUGACCAUCUUUACCAAAUGAUCAUCCGUCGCUACGCAGAUGAGAGUGGGAACAUGGAUUUCGAUAACUUCAUCAGCUGCUUGGUCAGGAUGGAUGCCAUGUUCCGUGCUUUCAAAUCUCUUGACAAAAAUGGCACCGGGCAGAUCCAAGUGAACAUCCAGGAGUGGCUGCAGCUGACUAUGUACUCCUGAGUGAGAGUCGCAGACCUGCCCCCCCAGCUCACUCUGGAGCCACCCUGAACCCUGACCCUGACUGCAGCCACAUUUUCAUGGUCAUGUUCUGCUACCCAGAGGCCUUUCUUCUCCCUGUUCUGCUACCCAGCUUCCCAGUCAGAAGCCAGAGCUCAACAUGCCCCAGCUUGCCGUACCGUACCCUGAGUUACCUCUGGCUCUGAGAUGAGCUAGCUUGCUCUGCUGAAAGGUCACCGCACCCCAGCACACCCAAUCCACACCCUCUGUUACCUCCAUCCUGUCUGUGUGCCAAGCCUAGCACUCCUGUCACUUCCAUGUCCUAAGGGCCCUGUCUUAGUUCUGGGAGGAUUGCACCUGACCCUACACGCCCUGUUACACACUCACACAGUUACCUCCCAGGUAGCCAAAUGAACUCCAGGCCAGGGCAGGUCCACACACCCUAGUGCCUAUGCCUGCCCUGUGCUCCCCCUGCACAGCUGUCAGGCCCGGGAGGAAAUAAACUCUCUCCACUUGCUGCUUCCUUUGGACUCUGAGGGCUGAGAGGUGACGUGGAGUCCAGGCAGGAGAGAACAUCAGUUCUA